Xenopus tropicalis (tropical clawed frog) is the source of this 1011-nucleotide messenger RNA. RefSeq names its product ISL LIM homeobox 2 (gene isl2). Gene Ontology annotation, molecular function: DNA binding; DNA-binding transcription factor activity, RNA polymerase II-specific. The transcript is spliced from 6 exons. The record is from RefSeq and is marked provisional. Gene Ontology annotation, cellular component: nucleus. Gene Ontology annotation, biological process: neuron fate specification; positive regulation of transcription by RNA polymerase II; regulation of DNA-templated transcription. Lineage: Eukaryota; Metazoa; Chordata; Amphibia; Anura; Pipidae. Bases 10 to 1011 code for a protein of 333 amino acids.
CAGCUGUAUAUGGUGGAUCCUAUCUUGCCCUGCCCGCUCUCGGCUGCUAUGGGAGAGCAUCCCAAAAAGAAGGCCGGCCUGGCCGUGUGUGUGGGCUGUGGGAGCCACAUCCUCGAUCAGUACAUCCUGAGAGUGUCCCCAGACCUGGAGUGGCACGCAGCUUGCCUCAAGUGCGCCGAGUGCAGUCAGUACCUGGAUGAAAAUUGCACUUGUUUUGUGCGGGACGGCAAGACUUACUGCAAGAGGGACUAUAUCAGGUUAUUCAGUGCCAGGUGCCCCCGCUGCCAAGGGACUCUGCCCCGCUCUGAGCUGGUGAUGAGAGUGGGGGAGAGGGUGUAUCACACAGACUGCUUCCGAUGUUCUGUCUGCAGCCGCCGACUCCUUCCAGGGGAAGAGAUCAGCCUGAGGGACCAAGAUCUGUUGUGUGGGGCAGAGCACAACCUGUCAGACUCUGGCAGGCCCUCAUCCCUCAGGUCUCACAUCCACAAACAAACAGAAAAGACUACCAGGGUUCGGACGGUACUAAAUGAAAAGCAACUACAUACAUUACGUACAUGCUAUGCAGCCAAUCCCCGUCCAGAUGCCCUGAUGAAGGAACAGCUGGUUGAAAUGACUGGACUCAGUCCGCGGGUUAUCCGAGUAUGGUUUCAGAACAAGCGAUGUAAAGACAAGAAGAAAUCCAUUCUCAUGAAACAGCUCCAGCAGCAGCAACUGAAUGACAAAACAAGCCUGCAGGGUUUGACAGGAACACCAAUGGUAGCAGGAAGUCCAAUCCGGCAUGACAGUGCUGUGCAGGGAAGUGCCGUUGAGGUACAGACAUAUCAGCCACCAUGGAAAGCACUCAGUGACUUUGCAUUACAGAGUGACCUGGAUCAGCCUGCAUUCCAACAACUGGUGUCUUUUUCGGAGUCUGGUUCCCUAGGAAACUCUUCUGGCAGUGACAUCGCUUCUCUGUCCUCUCAGCUUCCCGACACCCCGAACAGCAUGGUGCCCAGCCCUGUGGAGACGUGA